Messenger RNA from Myxocyprinus asiaticus (Chinese sucker), 2931 nucleotides. RefSeq names its product tyrosine 3-monooxygenase/tryptophan 5-monooxygenase activation protein, eta polypeptide (gene ywhah). NCBI's taxonomy places the organism in Eukaryota, Metazoa, Chordata, Actinopteri, Cypriniformes, Catostomidae. Bases 332 to 1072 code for a protein of 246 amino acids. Gene Ontology annotation, biological process: signal transduction. The transcript has 2 exons. Gene Ontology annotation, cellular component: cytoplasm. The record is from RefSeq and is a predicted model, not a curated record.
UCCACACAGCCUGGGACUGACAGGACGCUUGCAGCAGCAGUACCCCACAAGCCGCCUGCCAUCGGGGACAUUAGAAAAAAAGAGUCCGCCGAAACUUAGAGGAGAUAGGGCUGGGAGGGGAAUUCAAGCCUUAAAAAAAUAUUUCGAUAUACAAAAAAUAUAGAUCUGCACCUUUCAACCCUUGGCUCGCCGUUUCACCCUCACGUGCGCGGCUGCUCCAGGUUCUGCUCGCGCUUGUGUGUUCUGACCGGAGCGCGCGCUCUCAAACACAGCCAGUGUGUUCUGCUGAAAACCGACCGAACCCCGGUGCGAUCGAACCCUACCAGAGAGGAUGGCUGACAGGGAACAACUGAUCCAAAGAGCCCGUCUGGCGGAGCAGGCGGAGCGUUACGAUGACAUGGCCUCCGCGAUGAAGCUGGUAACAGAACUGAACGAGCCACUGUCCAACGAAGACCGCAACCUGCUCUCAGUAGCUUACAAGAAUGUGGUGGGCGCCCGACGGUCAUCUUGGCGUGUAAUAUCCAGCAUAGAGCAGAAGACAGCAGCGGAUGGCAACGAGAAGAAGCUGGAACUGGUUCAUGUCUACCGAGAGACCAUCGAGAAGGAGCUAGAGUCGGUGUGCCAGGACGUUCUCACCCUGCUGGACCAGUACCUCAUAAAAAACUGUGAUGAGACCCAGGUAGAGAGCAAGGUCUUCUACUUGAAGAUGAAGGGAGACUACUUCCGGUACCUGGCCGAGGUGGCCACUGGCGAAAAGAGGGCCUCUGCUGUCGAAUUGUCCGAAGGGGCCUAUAAGGAGGCUUUCGAUAUUAGCAAGGGCAUGCCGGCCACCCAUCCCAUCCGCUUGGGCCUGGCACUCAACUUCUCCGUCUUCUACUACGAGAUCCAAAAUGCACCCGAGCAGGCCUGCCAGCUAGCCAAGGAGGCUUUUGAUGAUGCUAUCGGCCACCUGGACAAUCUGAACGAGGACUCCUAUAAGGACUCCACGCUCAUCAUGCAGCUCCUGAGGGACAACCUCACCCUGUGGACCAGCGACCAGCAGGACAGCGAAGGAGGGGAUGCCAAUAACUGAGAGACCUGCUCUAUCUGCUCUCAUUUCUAGCUGUAGUAGCACCCAUCUAUCCCUCCUACAAUGUCUUUAUACUAUAUCUUAUUUCUCUCUUUCUACUUAUUCAAUUGUUUUCUUCUCCAUUCCAUCCUUUCUGUCUCUUUGUGACACCUAGAUGCUCCUUUUUGGUUCCUCAGGGCUGCACUUUAGACCCUUUUUAGUAGGAAUGGGAAUCAUAAGGAAUUUAACAAUUCUGGUUCCGAUUCCAGUUCCAGUUAACGAUUCUGGUUCUACUUCCAAUUGCGCUUAAUCUGAUUUCAAUUCCACAUAAUAAUUAACAAUUCUGGUUCCAAUUCUACCUGCAGUUAACGAUUCUGGUUUAGAUUCCAAUUCCACUUAAAGAAGAAAGAAUGGUUGUAAUGUUUGGUAACAAAUGUUUGAUAACAUGUAUAUUUACUCCAUCUAGUGGUUUGCCUCUCUUGUAAACCCAUACCUUGGAAAAAAAAAUUUUUUUUUGGGGGGGGGGGGAUUUUUCCCUUUUUUCUCCCAAUUUGGAAUGCCCAAUUCCCAAUGCGCUCUAAGUCCUCAUGGUCGCAUAGUGAUUCGCUCCAGUCCGGGUGGCGGAGGACGAAUCCCAGUCGCCUCUGCAUCUGAGACAGUCAACCCGCUCAUCUUAUCACGUGGCUUGUUGAGCGCGUUGCCACGGAGACACGGAGGCUUCACGCCAUCCACCGCGGCAACCACACUCAAUUCACCGUGCGCCCCACCGAGAACAAACCACAUUAUAGUGACCAUGAGGAGGUUACCCCAUGUGACUCUACCCUCCCUAGCAACCGGGCCAAUUUGGUUGCUUAUGAGUCCUGGCUGGAGUCACUCAGCACGCCCUGGGAUUCGAACUAGCGAACUCCAGGGGUGGUAGCCAGCGUAUUUUACCACUGAGCUACCCAGGCCCCCUCAUACCUUGGAAAAUUAAGAAUUUUGUGGCUUUUAAUCCAUGUGUGUUAAGCUUUGAGACCAUCUGUAUUCUAGUAUACUCGUAAAUGUUGACAAAAUUUACUUUUCGUAGAUAUUUGCAUUUAAAAUGUAAAGUCUUUCUCUUCUGUGAAAAUAUUGAUGACUCAUGUUGCAUAACACAGAUUUUUGUUUCCCUCCCCCUACUACCAACUGCACCCAACUAGUAAGUAGCAAUGUUAAAUAGCCUGUUGGCCAUUACAAAAGGUGUCUUUUGGAAGCAUUCAGAUGUUCCAGAAUCGUUAGCGGAACCGAACGUCAUGAAAAUCAUCAGGUUCCAGUGUCUUUUAAGGAAUGGUUCUCAAUUCCCAAUCCUACUUGUUAGUUCUUUCUAUCUCUUUUUGUUUUGUCUCUUUCUUUGUUUUCCUGCCUUUCACUGUUUUCUUCCUCCUCUGUCCGUGACCAAUUUUUCUGUAUGCCGUUUGCUUCCUCCUCCACAUGAUGAGUUGCAGAUAAUUAGCCUACUGGUCUCCAUGUGACAUUUACUUAGUGUGUACUUGUAAGGACUCAAUCUUCGUAGAAACUCUAUAACACUUAUUACAGGAAGAGGUCUUCAGUAUGUGGCACAGUACAGUGCUGAUGUUACACCUUUACCAAUUACGUUUUUCUUCUUCUUCACUUGUCCUUGAUCUGUACAUCCAUCACUGCUUAGAUGUGUUUGUCUGUCGACCCCCCCAUGAAGCUCACCUUGUACACCUUGCUAGCCCUGUGAAUUGUGUUUGUCUGCUGAUCUCAGAACAGUACGUCGUCAUCUAAAAUGUAGGCGGCACUGUUACGAGAUGCAGUGAUUCAAGAGUCUUUUGAUUAGGAUUACAUAUGCAAGGUUAUGGCAGAAUGACAUUAAAGACAUUGCGUACCAUGGGAACUCUCAA